AUGAAUGAAUUGCUUUCCACUGAUGGACAAGAACUCAUCACCACUUAUGAUGAAGUCUUUGAAACUUUUGAUCAUAUGGGAUUGCAAGAAAAUCUCCUGAGAGGCAUAUAUGCUUAUGGUUUUGAGAAGCCUUCUGCAAUCCAGCAAAGGGGAAUUGUUCCUUUCUGCAAAGGUCUUGAUGUGAUUCAGCAGGCUCAGUCUGGAACUGGAAAGACUGCAACCUUUUGUUCUGGAAUUUUGCAGCAGCUUGAUUAUGGUUUGGUUCAGUGCCAGGCUUUGGUUUUGGCACCAACAAGGGAACUUGCACAGCAGAUUGAGAAGGUUAUGAGAGCUCUUGGUGAUUACCUUGGUGUUAAAGUUCAUGCUUGUGUUGGUGGCACUAGCGUUCGUGAGGAUCAGCGUAUUCUACAAACUGGUGUCCAUACUGUUGUUGGCACUCCUGGACGUGUGUUUGACAUGCUGCGAAGACAGUCUCUUCGGUCCGACAGCAUUAAAAUGUUUGUUUUGGAUGAGGCUGAUGAGAUGCUUUCUCGUGGUUUCAAGGACCAGAUCUAUGAUAUCUUCCAGCUGCUGCCACCUAAAAUUCAGGUUGGAGUGUUCUCUGCUACAAUGCCACCAGAGGCCUUGGAGAUCACAAGGAAGUUCAUGAAUAAGCCAGUGAGAAUUCUGGUAAAGCGUGAUGAAUUGACCCUUGAGGGUAUUAAGCAGUUUUAUGUGAAUGUUGACAAGGAAGAAUGGAAACUAGAGACAUUAUGUGACCUUUAUGAGACUCUGGCUAUCACUCAGAGUGUCAUUUUUGUCAACACAAGGCGCAAGGUGGACUGGCUCACUGACAAGAUGCGAGGCAGGGACCAUACAGUCUCAGCCACCCAUGGAGACAUGGACCAAAACACUCGUGAUAUCAUCAUGCGUGAAUUCCGCUCUGGUUCUUCCAGAGUUCUCAUUACCACCGACCUUUUGGCUCGUGGUAUUGAUGUUCAGCAAGUGUCUUUGGUGAUAAACUAUGAUCUUCCUACCCAACCUGAAAACUAUCUCCAUCGCAUUGGGCGAAGUGGGCGUUUCGGAAGAAAAGGUGUUGCUAUAAACUUUGUCACUGUGGAUGAUGCAAGAAUGAUGUCUGAUAUUCAGAAGUUUUACAAUGUCACCGUAGAGGAAUUGCCUUCAAAUGUUGCCGAUCUUCUCUGA
This is a messenger RNA of Vicia faba (fava bean), 1185 nucleotides long. Lineage: Eukaryota; Viridiplantae; Streptophyta; Magnoliopsida; Fabales; Fabaceae. The record is from the annotation of a GenBank genome assembly.